CAUCUCCAUGGCUCUGCGCAUCGAUGAGGACGAGACAGCAGGACAAAAGGAACAAGCUGUUGAAUGGUAUAAGAAAGGAAUUGAAGAACUGGAAAAAGGAAUAGCUGUCUUAGUAAUUGGUCAAGGUGAUCAGUGUGAACGGGCUCGACGUCUCCAAUCUAAAAUGAUGACAAAUUUGGCAAUGGCCAAGGAUCGGUUGCAGCUUUUAGAGAAGCUGCAGGCAGUUUUGCAAAUUUCCAAGCCGCAAAUGGAGGUCUAUAAUGACAGUACUAACCUGGCAUGCCGCAAUGGACAUCUCCAGUCAGAAAGUGGAGCAGUUCCAAAAAAGAAGGACCCCCUAACCCACACGAGUAAUUCCCUUCCUCGUUCAAAGACUGUUGCAAAAACUGGAUCCACAGGCCUUUCAGGUCACCACAGAACACCCAGCUACAGUGGGGUAUCAUCAUCUGUGUCUAGACCAGCACCUAAUCCUACGCCUUCAGCUCACAAGGCUGCUCCUAAAAAUAGCAGAACAAAUAAACCUUCUACCCCUACAACUGCUCCUCGAAAAAAGAAAGACACUAAGAUAUUUAGAAAUGUGGACAGCAAUCUUGCUAAUCUUAUCCUAAAUGAAGUUGUUGAUAGUGGGCCAGCUGUCAAAUUUGAUGAUAUCGCAGGGCAGGAACUGGCUAAACAAGCUUUGCAAGAAAUUGUUAUCCUUCCUUCUCUUCGACCUGAGUUAUUUACAGGUCUGAGAGCUCCUGCACGUGGUUUAUUGCUGUUUGGCCCGCCAGGAAAUGGGAAGACAAUGUUGGCCAAAGCAGUUGCUGCAGAAUCAAAUGCUACUUUCUUUAACAUCAGCGCAGCGAGCCUGACUUCAAAAUAUGUGGGUGAAGGAGAGAAACUGGUGCGUGCUCUAUUUGCAGUAGCCCGAGAACUUCAACCUUCUAUAAUUUUUAUUGAUGAAGUUGAUAGCCUUUUGUGUGAAAGACGAGAAGGUGAACAUGAUGCUAGCAGGCGUCUAAAAACAGAAUUUUUAAUAGAAUUUGAUGGUGUGCAGUCUUCUGGAGAGGAUAGAAUACUUGUGAUGGGAGCAACAAACAGGCCUCAGGAGCUUGAUGAUGCUGUUCUCAGACGAUUCACCAAACGGGUAUAUGUGUCUUUACCAAACGAAGAAACAAGAUUGAUUUUGCUAAAAAAUCUUCUAAGCAAGCAAGGAAGUCCAUUAACUCAAAAAGAGUUGGCUCAACUAGCUAGAAUGACAGAUGGAUACUCUGGAAGUGACCUAACUGCAUUAGCAAAGGAUGCAGCACUAGGCCCCAUUCGAGAAUUAAAACCAGAACAGGUGAAGAAUAUGUCUGCCAGUGAGAUGAGAAACAUCAAACUGUCGGAUUUCACAGAAUCUUUGAAGAAGAUAAAACGCAGUUUGAGCCCUCAGACCCUGGAAGCGUACAUUCGCUGGAACAAGGACUUUGGAGAUACCACAGUGUGAGACACUACUUGAAGUGAAACAGUGCUGCCUGGGGAGCAGAUGGUGCAGAUGACUGGGAAGCAGCCAGAGUUUACAGGACUUUACAGAUAUUUAAGUAUCUGCAUUAAAACUUGAGAUUAAGAGAAAAUUACACAAUGUGAAAUGUGUUCAUCAAAGUCUCCUUGCCAUUUAGUGAGGAUUUACACACUGUAAGUAAGAGCACAACAGGACUUGAGAUAAGAUUCCUAGCAAUCCAAUUCUGGUUUGAACAUUAAUAUAUGUAUAUUGUUUCUGCUACAAGGCUCUGAUGACAUUGAUCAUUGGAGGACCUUUCCCUAUGUUGUGUGUGGUUUUUUUGUUUUUAAUUUUGCCAUGACAUUAAUGAACAAUGAACUUGGAACAAUGAUGUUCAAUUGGAGGUUUGUAAACUUCAGUUAAUUUUUUUGACUUUUUUAUUCUUAAUGUGCCAAAUAAAACGAUUUCCCUGUGCAGAGUGGAAGAACAGCAUUGGGGAAUUACAAUUAUUAAAAUGUUCAAAGUAGCUGGUCUGUUAUUAUUUGUCUUUUUGUUUUGUUGUAAUGUGACUGAAUUGUUCACAGGUUUAAAGAAGACCUUUGAUAGCAGAACAGCAAAAAAACCCAACCUUAUAAAACCAAUUCAAACUGCCUUUUAGAAGAAAAAUUACUAAAUAAAAGAAUAGAUUGAGAUAUUCAUUUACUGGCAGUAUUUUCUCUUAAUGCAUUUUGUAAUGCUUUCAUUAGUAGAAUGUUAGAUUAUGCUUACAGUGUACAACUUGAGCCCAGCUGAUGUUUGAGAGAGUAAGUGAUGCUAAUUGUUGAGUUUCAGAAAUGACGUGUUUCUACUCUGUAUUUUGGUCUGUUUAUGAUAAUUGAAAGUAAAAUUUCCAUUGUGAUAAUUUUUUUUUAAUCUCCACAUGUAAGCAUUAAAAUACAAGGCGACAUGUUUAAUACAUGGCACACAUUAAUGUUUUUAUAGCUUUCAUAUGUUUCGGUUUAUAUAUUAAAGUAUGAAACACUCAACUGAUCUGCUUUUUUAAAAAGAAA
Molecule: messenger RNA, 2514 nt
Organism: Cyanistes caeruleus (blue tit)
Lineage: Eukaryota; Metazoa; Chordata; Aves; Passeriformes; Paridae
Gene: SPAST
Product: spastin
Cellular component (GO): microtubule cytoskeleton
Molecular function (GO): ATP binding; ATP hydrolysis activity; microtubule severing ATPase activity
Source: RefSeq, a predicted model, not a curated record